Molecule: messenger RNA, 1507 nt
Organism: Melanotaenia boesemani (Boeseman's rainbowfish)
Lineage: Eukaryota; Metazoa; Chordata; Actinopteri; Atheriniformes; Melanotaeniidae
Gene: ptcd2
Product: pentatricopeptide repeat domain 2
Exons: 10
Coding region: 16-1188 (390 amino acids)
Biological process (GO): multicellular organism development; regulation of mRNA processing; mitochondrion organization
Cellular component (GO): mitochondrion
Molecular function (GO): RNA binding; protein binding
Source: RefSeq, a predicted model, not a curated record
UAUGUUUUGCUCACCAUGGUACAGUCAGUGGGCGACAUGGCGCUGUUGGGGAGACUGGCUGGUAAAUGUUGUCGGUCGCUGCUAUACGAUCCCUCUAAAAGAGUAUUGUGUGGUGUUUUACAGUCAGGUUGGAUUGACAGUUGCGUUGGAGCUAAGAGGCAUUUAUUGUCAGAAGAUGUUAUCAAAUUGCAAGACUUCCAACAAAGAAAGCUGGCAGUCUCUCACCUUGUUACUGGAUCAGAAGGAAAUUAUAUCGAGUUGUUCAAAGAGAAGAUGCAAAGAAACGAGUUGAUUCUGCGAGAUGAGCUGAAGCUUCUUCUUCACCUGUGCCACUCUGCAGAUGACAUGUUGAUAGCUAGAGAAGCCAUCUAUAGGUAUCACAGAGAAAACCGCAACAUGUUACAUGGAGACUUCAAGUUUGGCCCUCUCUUAAUGAGACUGUGCUAUGAGCUUGGUCUGGAGGGAAUGGCUGUUGCAACAAUAACAGAUGAGAAUAUGAAUGGAUUUUUCAUCGACACAACUUCUUAUAACAUCACUAUUGACAUGUUAUUUAUUAAAGGCUCAUAUGAAAGUGCUAUGGAAGUACUAAGAGUCAUGAGGAACCGACGUGUACCAUUCAACAAAGACACAAUAACGCUGGAAAUUGCUACCUGCUAUAAACUGAACACUGCAGAGUCCUACAGGAUCUGCUCUGCUGUGAUCGAAGAGCAACAAUCCAAAGGGCACGUCAUCCCCAGGCAUGCAUACUGCUUUGCUGUAGCAUUAGCACUACGACGGAAUGACCUAGAAAAGGCUAAAUCUUUGUAUUCACAAAUUAUAAGCACUGAAAACAAAUUGUGCCAAAAUUUUAAGGUUCUCGUUUUAGCAAUGUCAGGACAAGUUGCUGAUGCCAUUUCCAUCCUCUCAGCAGCCAUGUUGCCUAAAAGCCCGUAUUUUGUGAAAAGGCCUGAGUUUUCACAGGAAGUGGUGGAUUUGCUCUGUUUACGGUGUGAAGGGCAACCACACAAGACAAAAGUGGAACAAAUAGUAACUCAGCUAGAACAAGCUGGUCAGGUGACUCCGCGAACCCUCGAUGACAUGCUGUGCCGUGCACCAAUGGGGAAAAGAAAAUCGAUGCAGUUGGAGGAGAAGAGGAGGAUCAGUCAACGGACUCUGAAGCCUCUACAGUCCACUCUUUUGUCAGAGUGAAGCCUUAGGUGCUCACUUACAAUUGAUUUUGACACUAGUGACGAACUGAUAUGCAAUUUUAGGAAUGUUGUACCUCAAAAUUAUGAGCUAGUAUUAUUCUUACAGAUGCUACAAUGUGAAGAGGAAAAUAUGGGAAAAUUUAUUUUCUACUGCAACAUCAACAUGUAGAGAGCUUUCACCAUCUCAUUGUCAAGCAUAAAUGAAUGACAGAAACAGAAUAACUUAUAUAUAGAUAGUGAAUAGUGUUUUGUAUGUUUGUAUAGGUACAAAUAAAUUAUUAAAGGUGGAUAAGAUAAUUUAAUAAUAAAAUAUUUGGAAA